CUCUCUCUCUCUCUCCGAGCAUUCUCUCCAAAAUUUAUAAGCCACAGAAAAACACCUUCUUCAACAAACGCAAAAAAGGGGAGAGAUUCAUCUAAUCCGCUGCUGAGGAAUUUCAAUCUCUCUCUCUGUGAUAUCUCAGACCUCCAAUUCUUCAUCCAACCCUUUGGUCCUUCCCCAGGUUUUCCUUUAUAUAUAAGGUGUAUAAAUUUUAUAUUCCUAUUGUAAUAUAGCAAAAUUCUCUGUUUUUGUAAAUUGUAUAUAUAUAUAUAUAUCUUAGUUUCUGUCUAGUUGGGCUGGUUUGUGAGUGAAAUCUGAUUAAUUCUAGAGUUAAUAAGACUUGGUCUUUGCUCGGUAUAUUCUGUAUAUUUCAAUUCCUUUUGUUUUCAGCUUUUUUGCUUUUUGGGGUUGGAUUUUUAAUAGCUUUUAAGCUGUGGGUGGUGUUAAUUUGGGGGAUUUGGGUUGAUGGGUCUAAUGGGUUAUGCUUAGUUUUUGCUUCAAGGGAACGUUUUUUUAUGGUUCUUUGACAGCAUAGCUGGACUUGGUAAAAGAAUAAUUAGGACUCAGUUUUAACAAAAUAUGGGGUUAUUUGACCUGACAAGAACAGUUGAGUUGUAGUUUUAAAUCCUCAGUUGGAAAGGAAUUGAUUGUUAUCUGGCUCAAGUUUGGCUUAUAACUGUUGAGUUCAGCUUAAAUUCAAAAGGGUUUUUAGCAUAAGUUAGAAUUCUUAAGUAAUACAAGUUUAGCUUGGUUGAGGUAUUUGUCAAGCAUGGCUGAAUCAAUUACUUCAACAUCUCUUCUUGGGCACCGGCCGCUCUAUACAGGAGCUUUCAUUAAGGAUGUCUCUAACAAGAGGAGGUCUUCGGAUAAAUGUCGGUUCCCGAUGGCAGAAAUUCUUAGUAGAAGGAUUACUAUGGCUCCUCCUUUGCCAAAGUUGAGAGUUGAUCACUCAAAAAAUUCAUCAAUUAAGGCCCUUGCAAUGGAGCUAGCGAAAGAGACCUAUUCAUUCAAGGAGGAUAGGAUUCCCAAGAAAUGGGAUUAUCCUACCGAUACCAGUGUAGAUCGAAAACCUGGUUUGUGGCCACCAGAGAAUAAAGCAGAUAACCCUUCGCUACACAAUCCCUUGCUUCGACAAGAACGGAUGGGUAGUGGUUGGCUAGUUGCCAUAUUCGAGUGGGAAGGAGUUCUGAUUGAAGACAAUACUGAUCUUGAGAAGCAAGCCUGGCUGGCUCUUUCUCAAGAAGAAGGAAAGUCUCCUCCCCCAGCUUUCAUGCUUAGAAGGAUAGAAGGUAUGAAGAAUGAGCAGGCAAUUUCUGAAGUUCUCUGCUGGUCAAGAGACCCAGCACAGAUGAGAAGAAUGGCUACUCGAAAGGAAGACAUUUACCAAGCGUUGCAGGGUGGGAUAUAUAGAUUGCGAGCUGGAUCAAGAGAGUUUGUGAAUUUUUUGAUGCAUUACAACAUACCGAUGGCACUGGUCUCUACACGUCCAAGAAAAACGCUUGAGGCUGCAAUUGGAAAUAUUGGUAUUGAAGGAUACUUCAAUGUGACGGUAGCUGCAGAAGAUGUUCAAAGGGGGAAGCCUGAUCCAGAAAUGUUUGAGUAUGCGGCACAACUUCUAAAAUUCAUACCUGAGCGCUGCAUUGUGUUUGGGAACUCAAACCAAACGGUUGAGGCCGCCCAUGACGCCCGGAUGAAGUGUGUGGCUGUUGCUAGCAAGCAUCCCGUAUACGAGCUUGCAGCUGCAGACCUGGUGGUUAGGCGCUUGGACGAGCUAUCUGUGGUUGAUUUGAAGAAUCUUGCUGUUAUAGAAUCCACUGAAUUUGGGUCAGGGGAACCAGAGUUGGAAAUGGAAGAAGAAGACGAUCCAUCUCCGUCAACCAGGGUAACAUUUGAUGAUAAUUUCUGGUAACCCUGUAAAAUGUACAGAUGCUUAUUCUUAAUUUGAUUCUUGAUGAUAUAGUUUUAUAUCAACAAUGCUGUGUAUAAGAAAAAAAAAAAAGUGGGGAAGAAGCAAGUGAAGAAAAAAAGAAGUAUGAAGUAUUUCAGGUGGUCUGCAUUGGACUAUCUUCCUGUUAUCAUGUAAGUAUUUAUGUACAAUAUAUAUGAAUAGAACAUCUAAUAAAUAUUUGGUGCUGCUUCUG
Messenger RNA from Prunus avium (sweet cherry), 2138 nucleotides. RefSeq names its product Haloacid dehalogenase-like hydrolase (HAD) superfamily protein. Lineage: Eukaryota; Viridiplantae; Streptophyta; Magnoliopsida; Rosales; Rosaceae. The record is from RefSeq and is a predicted model, not a curated record.